AUGAAUUUGAAUUUUGCGUUACUACUUAAGCAUGUGAUAUUAUGUUUGGCGUGCAUUGGUGGAGAUAAACUGGGAGAAUUUGUGCAGAAACCAGCUCUUUUACGAGCAUGCAUUGACAACGCUACUCAUGCCUUAAUCGGGUGUAUUGUUUCAGUGAUCGUUUUAAACAGUGGAAAAAUUCACGUUACUAAACAAGAUUAUUGGAUGUUUCUCUUUGAAGCAACGAUCGUGUCAUCAUGCAUUGAUUUGGAUCAUUUCAUCGAGGCAAGAUCAUUCAGUUUAAAGGAUGCCACACAUCUCGAUCACCGACCAUUUCUCCACAACUCAGCUUUAUGCUUGUUCAUUCUAGGGCUAUUAUUUGCCAUAAUUCGAUUUGACGGAAGCGUUAAAUUGCGUCUUUUCAUUGCUAUGGCUUUUGUAGCAUUCAGCACACAUCAUAUCCGGGAUGCAACGAGAAGAGGAAUAUGGAUUAAAACUCCGAUUUUCAAUAAGAGCAGCCCUGCGCUACCCUACGUAGCGUAUAUUGCAUUUGUGAAUUUCGUUCCACAUGCUAUCAUUUAUCUGCUACAAGUAGCUACUCCUGCGUCGAAGACGAAAUUUGUUGAACUAGUAUAAAUUGUAAAAACCUACUAAUUUUGUAAUUGUUAUUGACUCUAAUAUUCACGCGGCAUUGUCGCAUUAGUGUAAUAAUAGCAUAUAAAACAGAGAUGCUUUCAUUUACUCACUGCACCAAGGAGGAGAGGAGAUGUUUCUCCGCGG
Molecule: messenger RNA, 759 nt
Organism: Anopheles nili
Lineage: Eukaryota; Metazoa; Arthropoda; Insecta; Diptera; Culicidae
Product: transmembrane protein 267
Exons: 2
Coding region: 1-615 (204 amino acids)
Source: RefSeq, a predicted model, not a curated record